UGGAAUGGAAUGGGGGCGGGCCCCAGGGUGGGGGCUUUGGGCCCCGGGGCUCAGAGCAGGCCCUGACGCCGACUGGCUCCGCAGGUCCGGGCUGACGUCGCCGCCCAGAUGGCCUCCAGGCUGACCUCGCUGACCCUCCUGCUGCUGCUGCUGGCUGGGGAUAGAGUCUCCUCAAGUCUGAAUGGCGCCAGCCGCAACAUCACAGACCCAAAGACCCUGCCAGAGGAAAUCAAAGAAAACAUCUCAGAGAAAGAGAUCUCCAAGAAUGGCACCAGCCACAACAUCACAGACCCAAAAACCCUGCCAGGAGAAAUCAAAGAAAACAUCUCAGAGAAAGAGAUCUCCGAGGAUGGCACCAGCCACAACAUCACAGACCCAAAGACCCUGCCAGGGGAAAUCAAAGAAAACAUCUCAGAGAAAGAGAUCUCCGAGAAUCUACUCACUCAAAACACUGUGGGCUCUUCCGCCAUGCCGACAACCAACUCAACCAUCCUAAGAGCCAAAACCACCACGCAACCUAUCCAGCCAACCACCGCACCCACUACUGGGCCCCCGUGCCCGGAGCCUGUCACUUUCUGCUCUGAGUCAGAGAGUCGUUCAGCAGAGACCUUGUUGGGGGAGGCUUUGGUAGAUUUCUCAGUGAAGCUCUACCAUGCCUUCUCGGCAGUGAAGAAGGUCGAGGCCAACAUGGCCUUCUCCCCUUUCAGCCUCGCCAGCCUGCUCACGCAGAUCCUGCUUGGGGCUGGGAACAGCACCAAGACAAACCUGGAGACCACCCUCUCCUACCCGACGGACUUUGCCUGCGUCCACCAGGCCUUGCAGGCCUUCACAUCCAAAGGCUUCACCUCAGCCUCUCAGAUCUUCCACAGCCCAGACCUGGCCAUAAGGGAUGCCUUUGUGCAUGCCUCUCAGAGGUUAUAUGGCAGCAGCCCCAGAGUCCUGGGAAAUGACAGCAAUGAAAACCUGAAGCUCAUCAACACCUGGGUGGCAGAGAAGACUAACCAAAAGAUUGGCCAGAUUCUAAGUAGCCUGCCCUCCGACACUCGCCUCAUCCUCCUCAACACGAUCUACCUGAAUGCCAAAUGGAAGAUAACAUUUGAUCCCACAAAAACUAAGAAGGAGCGCUUUUACCUCAAAUCCUCUGAGAUAAAAGUGCCCAUGAUGAUUAGCAAAAAGUACCCGGUGGCCCAUUUCACUGACCCGACUCUGAAAGCCAAGGUGGGGCAGCUGCAGCUCUCCAACAACCUGAGCUUGGUGAUCUUGGUGCCCCAGAGUGUAAAACACCGUCUCGAAGACAUGGAAGAGGCUCUCAGCCCACAAGUCUUCAAGGCCAUCAUGAGGAAGCUGGAGAUGGCCAAGUUCCAGCCCACUCUUCUGAUGAUGCCCCGCAUCAAAGUGAAGACCAACCAGGACAUGUUGGCAGUCAUGGAGAAACUGGAAUUCUUUGACUUUUCUUACGACCUCAACCUGUGCGGGCUGACAGAGGACCAAGAUCUUCAGGUGUCUGCGAUGAAGCACCAGACCGUGCUGGAGCUGACGGAGACAGGGGUGGAGGCGGCGGCGGCCUCAGCCAUCUCUGUGGCCCGUACUCUGUUGGUCUUUGAAGUGCAGCAGCCCUUCCUCUUCCUGCUCUGGGACCAGCAGCACAAGUUCCCUGUCUUCAUGGGGCGGGUGUAUGAUCCCAGGGCCUGAGACCUUCCCCUCGGGCCUCAGCUCUCCCAGUGACAGCCCUGCCGCCACCUGCCUGGACUUGCCCCCGGCCACCUCCCACCUCUGGUGUCUUCUGUCCUUCACCUGGAGGGCUCCCUCGGGUUCUGGCGAAGGGACCUGCUUCUGGCAUCCCUUCCCUAUGACGCUCCAAACCACUUUUUGCAGCUUUCUCUGGUUUGAGUUCACUAAACUACAAAUAAAACCUGGCAGACCA
Molecule: messenger RNA, 1924 nt
Organism: Pteropus alecto (black flying fox)
Lineage: Eukaryota; Metazoa; Chordata; Mammalia; Chiroptera; Pteropodidae
Gene: SERPING1
Product: serpin family G member 1
Exons: 7
Coding region: 109-1692 (527 amino acids)
Biological process (GO): negative regulation of endopeptidase activity
Molecular function (GO): serine-type endopeptidase inhibitor activity
Source: RefSeq, a predicted model, not a curated record